This is a messenger RNA of Juglans microcarpa x Juglans regia, 2103 nucleotides long. RefSeq names its product probable metal-nicotianamine transporter YSL14. The record is from RefSeq and is a predicted model, not a curated record. Gene Ontology annotation, cellular component: membrane. Bases 1 to 2103 code for a protein of 700 amino acids. Gene Ontology annotation, molecular function: oligopeptide transmembrane transporter activity. NCBI's taxonomy places the organism in Eukaryota, Viridiplantae, Streptophyta, Magnoliopsida, Fagales, Juglandaceae. The transcript is spliced from 5 exons.
AUGGAAACCAUAGACACAAACUCAAGCACACAAGCAAAAGUACCCCGGCACCGCUCAAUGCAGUCCACAACGUCUGAAGAGCACGAGCAGCAGUAUUCCGACUACAAUGGCACAAGGGACAACAUCCCUAGUCCGCAAUACGAAAGGUUGGCAAAAGAUGGUAGCCGUGGAAACGAUGCUAUUGGAGGCUCCUCAAUGCCGAUGGUAGAAAUUGGAUUCAAUGACAAGGAGGUUCCGACAUGGACGAAUCAGAUAACUUUGAGAUCUUUGAUCGUGAGCGUGGGGCUGGGGACUUUCUUCUCUAUACUGUCGAUUAAGGAAUCUUUGUCUACAGGAGUUGUUAGCUCUGUGAAUAUAUAUGCCCCGGUGGUUGGAUACUCCUUCAUCAAAGGAUGGCUCAUGAUCCUUGAAACAAGUGGGAUUGUAGGACAACCUUUUACAAGGCAAGAGAAUGCUAUGAUUCAAUCUUGUGUGGUUGCAAUCACCGGCAUUACUGUCAGCGGUGGGUUAGGGAACUACAUAUUUGCCAUGAGCAGUAUUAUAGCAUCAAGAUAUCCAGAAGGUAAUGACCCGCAGAACAUUAAGGACCCAGGCACUGCCUGGAUAAUCGCAUUCUUAUUUGUUACAAGUUUCUCCGGCUUCUUCUUUAUGAUCCCUCUUAGAAGGUAUAUGAUCUUAAACCUCAAAUUGCUGUACCCUUCUGCGGAUUCAGUUGGUAACCUUCUGAACACCAUCCACUCUCCUCUUAACAGCAAGUUCGCCAGCUUCUAUUUCGAGUUCUACACUGUACAUGUUGGGGUAGGCAUGUUGUGCCCGUACAGCACAACCUUUUCGCUGUUAGUUGGAUCAAUUCUUUCUUGGGGAAUCUUGUUCCCAUUUUUACGAAGUAAACGUGGAAUCUGGUACGAUUCAGUUGUGGAUGCGCGCUUUGACUACCGUGGCUUUGGCGGUUACAGAUUCACCCUUGGUUUGGCAAUAAUCCUCGGUGACAGCACGUUCCACAUCCUCAAAUACAUUGUUGCUAAUUUGAUCUGCAAAUCAAGGAACAAAGGGACUACCGCUGUGAUCAGUGGCAGUACUGAUAAUCAUCAUCAUCCUCAUCAUCUUCCCGUUAAUAUUUCUGGGCCCCGAUGCUCUGACCCGGAUCAUGAGAGCAAUGAUAUUGAUAGUACUAAUUGCUGUACUGAUACUAUGAUCAGGACCCAAAACUUCCUCAACGAGUUUAUCCCAACCAAGGUAGCAAUAGUCGGCGUUGUUGCUCUUGUGGCUGUCUCUGCAAUAUCACUUCCUAUAAUCUUUCCUCCUGUCAAAUGGUACUACGUCUUGUGCAUGUACGCAGUUGCCAGUCCUGUAGCUUUCAGCAGAGCACACGUCGCCGGCCUGACCGACAUGAACCCUACUGCAAGUUUUGGAAGGUUGGCCAUGUUCAUCUUUGGAGCUUGGGCUGGAGUCAGUCAUGGCGGUGUUCUUGUGGCUCUAGUUGCUUGUGGGGUGUUGAUGAGUUUUAUCAGCCCCGCUUCUCAACUCAUGUCAGAACUGAAAACUGGAUACUUAACCCUAGCUUCCUCAAGGUCUAUAUUGGUGACCAAAGUGUUUGGGAAUAUGAUUGGCUGCAUUGUCACUCCUUUAAUCUUUAAAUACUACCAAUCACAUUAUAGUGGUUUCGGUGGUCCUAGAUCAACCUUUUCGGUCUUUAUGGCUCCAUAUUUUAGAGAAGGUGCAAUCACUGGUGGUCUGGAAGGACUUAAAGGCUUGCCAAUGUACGCGGUGCAUUUUGGCGUCGCUUUCUUCAUUGCAGCCAUCGUCAUCAAUAUAAUCAAAGAGCUUUUACCGGAGAAGGUGGCGAAAUAUGUUCCAAUUCCGAUAGCAAUGGGUGUACCAUUCCAUAUUGGAGGCUACAUUUCUAUCAGUUUCUGCAUUGGGUCCUUGAUAGCUUUUCUGUGGAGGAAGAAGAACAAGGCUAAGGCUGAUGCAUAUUCACCCAUGGUUGCGACUGCUUUGAUUUGUGGAGAUGGGUUUUGGAUUUUGCUGGACUCCAUACUCACUUUGGUUAAUUUUCAGCCCCCUGCAUGCGCAUCGUUUUUACCUGCAGGGCAGUCUUAG